AUGAAGACAGGUGUCUAUUCUACCUUACUUGCGCUCUGGUUGCUCUGUAUCGCCAAUGUGUACGCUGUGAAUGAGGCUGAUGGCGCCGCCGAACUGACCAUGCAGCAUGAGGAAUCUACGCCUUACAGCUACUUCCUCGAGAGCGAGCUCGACGACACCUACGAGAGGGGUGACGGCGGUAGCGUGUACGAAAUUCCUGACGAUGCCACGUUGACGACCAUGUCGCUGCUCGACCUCGCCGGAGCACCUGACCUCUUGGAUUCGGCUGAUGGUGAGUUCGACGAUGAAUCCGACUUUUCCUUUUUGGAGGAAGGCGACGAGGAAAAUGAAACCGAAGAGGCAUCGUUCUUGGAGAUCCCUGAGGAUGACGAAUUUGAUUUCGACGCAUCUUUCAUGGAAGCUGAGGAGGACGAUAACCCAGCCGACGCUCUUAGCUCCGGUAUUGAUGAGGAGUUUGGGGAAAUGGAAGCCAAGGAGAGCGACAUCCUCGACACCGAAGCUACUAGCUACAUGCCCAUCCGCCGUCGUACGGCUGUUAGGAACUGCAAUGACCACAGAAACCAUUACGUCGAACGUGCCGUCGACGAUGUUCUCAACACUAAGGCGGCCAUGUUGCAGCAAGGUGAAAUCAGAGAACCUUCCACAUGGGGAUCAUUCUUUAAGAGUAACGGCAUCAUCAUCGGGUUAGUAUUGUUGGUAGCAUCGGGUCUGGGGGUGUGGCUCGUUAUGUACACCCCAGCCUGCGUCAUCGUCGCAAAGGAACGCGUGAUCGGAUACUUCAACCGCGAAAGCGACCGCAACACCGUCUUGCCUGAGGUGACGGAGUCCGAACCUUUGAUGGCUCAGUGA
Babesia ovata is the source of this 849-nucleotide messenger RNA. Its product is annotated as RNA polymerase beta subunit. The transcript has a single exon. The coding region runs from base 1 to 849 and encodes 282 amino acids. The record is from RefSeq and is a predicted model, not a curated record. NCBI's taxonomy places the organism in Eukaryota, Apicomplexa, Aconoidasida, Piroplasmida, Babesiidae.